Molecule: messenger RNA, 2651 nt
Organism: Sesamum indicum (sesame)
Lineage: Eukaryota; Viridiplantae; Streptophyta; Magnoliopsida; Lamiales; Pedaliaceae
Product: two-component response regulator-like APRR5
Biological process (GO): phosphorelay signal transduction system; cytokinin-activated signaling pathway
Molecular function (GO): protein binding
Source: RefSeq, a predicted model, not a curated record
AUAUUAAGAUAUUUUUGAGUUGAAAAUGGUGCAAAACCACUGCAAAAAAGCGAUGAAUGAAACCAGGACUUUUUAGAAACUAAUUUCCAACCGCUACAGGUGUGUUUAUGCUAUAUGCUUGUUGUCUGAAAGCAUCAAGAAUCUCGAAAAAUGGGUGAAGUUGUGGUGAGCAGUGAAGGUGGGAUGGAAUUAGUGGUUCAAGAAACAGAGGUGGCGGCAGAGAGAGCCCAGCAAGCUGAAAAGAAGAACCAGAUAAAGAAUAUUGCAGCGGACGGAGGCGGCGCCGUGGCGGACGGAGGAUCUUCUUCUGUGGUUAGGUGGGAGAGGUUUCUGCCAAAACUGGCGGUGAGAGUGCUUCUGGUGGAAGCUGAUGAUUCCACUAGGCAGAUUAUUGCUGCCCUUCUCAGGAAAUGCAGCUACAAAGUUGCUGCAGUUCCUGAUGGCUUAAAAGCGUGGGAGGUAUUGAAAGAGAGGUCCCAAAGCAUAGACCUUAUUUUGACAGAAAUUGAAUUGCCAUCAAUCUCGGGAUAUGCUCUUCUCACGUUAAUUAUGGAGCAUGAUGUCUGCAAAAAUAUUCCAGUAAUAAUGAUGUCGUCACAUGACUCAGUCAGUACAGUCUAUAAAUGCAUGUUGAGAGGUGCAGCCGACUUUCUGGUGAAGCCCAUCCGGAAAAAUGAGCUAAGGAACUUGUGGCAGCACGUCUGGAGGAAACAAGCUUCGAGGACCGCUGCUGGCCUUGGACAACCAGAGGAGAGCGAAGCUCAACAAAAGGUUGAAGCCACAGCAGAGAAUAAUGAUAUUAGUAAUCAUUCAAGUGGUUAUAUGGCAUGCAUUCAGAGAAAUAGGGAGUGCAUUGAGAAAGGAAGUGACGCGCAGAGCUCAUGCACAAAACCGGAGUUGGAGACUGAAGGAGCAGAUGUUGAACAUGUCCACAGCCUCUUACUGCCGAAAGCCGCUAAAUGUCUUUCAAAUGAGAUGAAUAUUUAUACACAAGAAGAAUGCCAUCAAGAAAGUAGAAAAACACAGGCACAUGAUAUAAAGGCGGGAGAGUCGGAGGCCAUGGCUAGCAGAGAUGCUAAUAUUGCAACAACACUGCCAGGGCAGGGCAAGAACUCCGAUGCUGGUUGGGAGAAACUUAAUGUUAUUGGACAAAAUCCUGAGAACAAUCAUGUGCCUCAGAAUUCUUCUAGAGAGGCCAUUGACUUAAUUGGAGCUUUCGAUAACUGCCUGAAAGGAACUUUUGGAAGUCCCGCGUCAAACGCUAGUACAAACAAGUUUGAUAUUUUGCCCCUUCUGGAUCUAUCUUUGAGAAGAUCUCAUCCCAGUGGCUCUGUGAAUCAAGUAAAUGAUGAGACGCGUAGGCUAAAUCACUCUGAUGCAUCGGCCUUUUCUAGGUACAUAAAUAAGCCAUUGCAGGCACGCAACUCCACAUCCCCAAGCACCUGUAAUCAACAAAAAGACCAUGAGACGAAUUCCGAGAAACAACUGUCCAAUCUUACCCCUGAUUAUAAUUCAGACACACAUGGUCCGACAAUAAGCUCAGUCCGACCAGGGCUGCCUGAAACUUCAUUUCCUCACCCUCAGCAAAGGGAAAUAUUUCAACCGAUUCCAGUUAGAGGUUUAAGAUUCGAAAAUAUAAUCAAUGGAUUUGGUUCUUUGAUGCCUCAAUUGUACUAUGAUCAAUCAGCACCGUCUUCUUUGCCUAGUCCAGGCACACCUAACCACUCACCAUCUUUCACUCAGUUGAAUGCUUUCUAUCCAUCAGAUCAUCGGCCUUCGAGUUCUCAGCAAUUUCAUAGAAUUGAUCAAAGGAUCAGUAAUGCCAUUGAUCAGGCAGACAAAAAACAAGACCAAAAAUUGGAAACCUUGGAGGCUAGGUUGCAUGUGUCUCCUGCAAAUGAUCAGAGUGGUAAUGGCACUUUCUAUAAUGGCCAUAUAAGUCAUCACCACACUACAAGUUCUGGUAGCAAUGUCAAGAUCGAUUCGACCUUAGUUGUCAAGACCGUACCCGAAUGUGGUAAUGAAGAGGGAUCCCAUGUCCACGAGGGUGCAUCUCAUCGUUCCAUGCAAAGAGAAGCGGCUCUAAACAAAUUCAGACUGAAGAGGAAAGACAGAUGCUUUGAGAAGAAGGUGCGCUAUGAGAGCAGAAAAAAGCUGGCUGAGCAGCGUCCACGUGUGAAAGGACAGUUUGUUCGCCAAGUACCUAAUGAACCUCCACCAGGGAGCUCAUCAGCUUGUUAGCGUUCUCAAUCCUCUAACGUGAACAAAUUUUGGCAGAAAUAAUAGACUGAUCAGUUAGAUUUUUUCAAUUCCGUGUAUCAUGUAGCUUCAUAAAUCGAUCAGUGAACAGAGGUACGCCACAGUUCAAUGACUCUAAUACCAUUUCGCUCCCCCGAGUAACAGAACCAGCAUGUAGCUGUUGUAUAUUAGUUUCUCUUUUAGGCGUUACAUAGUUGUUGAUAUAGAUAUAUUUGAGAUAUUAGUUUCUCUUUUAGGGCGUUGGAGUUGAAUGAUUCUAAUACCUAUAAUUAGCUGUUGUAUCAUAGCCCAUAUUUUAGUCACGUUGUCGCUACUUACUGAUACCGUUUACUAGUGACUUUAUUAUUUUGUUCUUUUCAAGUUGAGUUGAAUCAAUAUCAUCAUAUUAUUCA